Clonostachys rhizophaga is the source of this 315-nucleotide messenger RNA. NCBI's taxonomy places the organism in Eukaryota, Fungi, Ascomycota, Sordariomycetes, Hypocreales, Bionectriaceae. The record is from the annotation of a GenBank genome assembly.
AUGCUCACGGGAGCCCGAUUGCUGUUCCGCAGCCGCGGCCUCGCCACCGCGACGCGGCGAACCUCAAAGCGGCUCGAUGGCGCAUUGAGCCUGGAAAAUUUCCUUCAACGAUCGCGAACCCUUGCCUUCUACAGAACGAUUCUACGCGGGAUCAAGCGGAUACAAGACCCGGCUACCAAGGCCGAGUCCAAGAAGUACGCUCGCGACGAGUUCGAGCGCCAUCGUAACGUCACCGACCUUUCCCAUAUCAGAUACUUAUUAUCAACCGGCAAGACCGAGUGGGAGACAAUGGAGCGUUAUAUAGACCACAUGUAA